UUCUGCUCCUCGGCUCGGGGUUCGGACCCGGCGCUGGGCGCGGUCACGCGGGGCGCUGCGCACGACGUCCGGCGGCCACAGAGCGCGGCCAUCGAGUCCCGCCCCGGCGCAGCGCCCCCCUCCCGGGCCCGCGACACACGCCCUCGGGGUCGGUCCUCGAGGACACGCAGCGCCCCACCCACCCACCAGGACGCACGUUUUAAGCUCAUCAGUGAAGGUUCCUUAAAUUCCCGAAGGGCAAUAAGUUAACCAAGUAAAACAGCACCGGAACACCAGGAUCCCACGACAGAUUCCGUUGUCACAUCUCCUUCCAGAGUUUGAACGGUGCUGAACUGUCAGCACCAUCUGUCCGGUCCCAGCAUGCCUUCUGAGACCCCCCAGGCGGAAGUGGGGCCCACAGGUUGCCCCCACCGCUCAGGGCCACACUCGGUGAAGGGGAGCCUGGAGAAGGGGCCCCCAGAGGGUAAGGAAGCCAAGGAGCCCCUGUGGAUCCGGCCCGAUGCUCCGAGCAGGUGCACCUGGCAGCUGGGCCGGCCUGCCUCCGAGUCGCCGCAUCGCCACACUGCCCCGGUAAAAGCUCCAAAAAUCUUGCCAGAUAUUCUGAAGAAAAUCGGGGACACCCCUAUGGUCAGAAUCAACAAGAUUGGGAAGAAGUUCGGCCUGAAGUGUGAGCUCCUGGCCAAGUGUGAGUUCUUCAACGCGGGCGGGAGCGUGAAGGACCGCAUCAGCUUGCGGAUGAUUGAGGAUGCUGAGCGCGACGGGACGCUGAAGCCCGGGGACACGAUUAUCGAGCCGACAUCCGGGAACACCGGGAUCGGGCUGGCCCUGGCUGCGGCAGUGAGGGGCUAUCGCUGCAUCAUCGUGAUGCCGGAGAAGAUGAGCUCCGAGAAGGUGGACGUGCUGCGGGCACUGGGGGCUGAGAUUGUGAGGACACCCACCAAUGCCAGGUUCGACUCCCCAGAGUCACACGUGGGGGUGGCCUGGAGGCUGAAGAACGAAAUCCCCAAUUCUCACAUCCUAGACCAGUACCGCAACGCCAGCAACCCCCUGGCUCACUAUGACACGACCGCUGAUGAGAUCCUGCAGCAGUGUGAUGGGAAGCUGGACAUGCUGGUGGCUUCAGUGGGCACGGGCGGCACCAUCACGGGCAUUGCCAGGAAGCUGAAGGAGAAGUGUCCUGGAUGCAGGAUCAUUGGGGUGGAUCCCGAAGGCUCCAUCCUCGCGGAGCCAGAGGAGCUGAACCAGACAGAGCAGACAACCUACGAGGUGGAAGGGAUUGGCUACGACUUCAUCCCCACGGUGCUGGAUAGGACGGUGGUGGACAAGUGGUUCAAGAGCAACGACGAGGAGGCGUUCACCUUUGCCCGCAUGCUGAUCGCGCAAGAGGGGCUGCUAUGUGGUGGCAGUGCUGGCAGCACGGUGGCGGUGGCCAUGAAGGCCGCGCAGGAGCUGCAGGAGGGCCAGCGCUGCGUGGUCAUUCUGCCCGACUCAGUGCGGAACUACAUGACCAAGUUCCUGAGUGACAGGUGGAUGCUGCAGAAGGGCUUUCUGAAGGAGGAGGACCUCAUGGAGGAGAAGCCCUGGUGGUGGCACCUCCGUGUUCAGGAGCUGAGCCUGUCAGCCCCACUGACCGUGCUUCCGACAGUCACCUGUGAGCACACCAUUGAGAUCCUCCGGGAGAAGGGCUUCGACCAGGCGCCCGUGGUGGACGAGGCGGGGGUGAUCCUGGGAAUGGUGACGCUUGGGAACAUGCUGUCGUCCCUGCUUGCUGGGAAGGUGCAGCCGUCAGACCAAGUUGGCAAAGUCAUCUACAAGCAGUUCAAACAGAUCCACCUCACGGACACGCUGGGCAGGCUCUCGCACAUCCUGGAGACGGACCACUUCGCCCUGGUGGUGCACGAGCAGAUCCAGUGUGAGUGGGGCCCUGCUCUGUGCGUGGGGUUCUCACUGGGGUCAGGCCACCAAGCCUGGCCUCUGCCAUGGGCAGCAGCUGGGCCCCCAUCCCCUGCGGGGUGUUAGGGGAGUGGGUGGUGCCAACCUUCAGUGACACCCAGUCUUUAUGCCUGGGCCUCCCACACGCUCCGGGCUGGUGGGCUGCACCUGUGAUUCCUGCAGAGCCCCCUCAGGCCACACCGUGUAGGGCCCUUUGUCCAGCUUGCAGAGGCUCAGGAGUCCAGGCCUCUUGCCUCCAGGGAGGCCAGCAGUCUUGGGGAUUCUCAGGGACAAGCCCAGAAACAUCUAGAAGGGUUUCAAGUCCUGACCCUGGCCAUGUCCCGCAGCCCUGGAGAGGCAGCGUUUGCCCCGACAGCCUCCUGGCCUUCGGAGGGCUGCGCUGAAUGGAAGCCCCAUGUGGGUCUCAGAGGGGCCACUGAUGGGCUGUCCUCAGAGCCCCGCUCCCAGCGAGCUCGUGAGGUUUUGCAACUCCUGAGCACAUCCCCGGGCGUCCCCACCACAUCCCCACAGGCCAGGACAGUCGCUCGCAGGUUUUGGGUCAUAGAUGGCAGCCCUGGGCCUGGGGCCCACAGGAAGAGUUGGGAGGGGCCCUGGAGCCCGGAGCCUACUCACCCACCAGGCCUGUGUGCAGUGGGUGAGCGCUCGGCGGCUGAGGCUGGUCUGUGAGGGCCCCGAGUCUAACUCCAUCUCCUGUCCUUGGCUCUGCAGCGCAGGACCAGGCCUGGGCAGGCGUGGUGGGGGGCGCCCACAGCUAGGUAUCACCCACCCCUCAGAAUGGCUGUCAGGCUCAGAGUCACAGCCUCCCCACGGCAAAUGGAGGCCUUCCAGGGUCCUGGACCCACCCCCCAGCUUGGGUAGGAGAGUUCCCCCUCUUAAUCUCACAUUUACCUGUGUGUGAACGUCUCAGAAAAAAAAAAAGAGGCAAAUUCCAAUGUCAGGGUCCCCAAAUCAAGUCCUCCUGGAGCACGUCCAUGCUUGUCACCACUGUCUGCGGCUGGCUGCUUUCAAGCACGUCAGGGCUGCGUGCUCAUAACAGAGACGGCACGGCCCCCAAGACCUAAAAUACCACCAGCUGGCCCUUGUCGGAAAGUCCCCUGGCCGGCCCUGGUUCACUGCCUCAGGGCCAGGCUGCCAGGGCCACAGAAGCCUGCGGCACUCAGGGCUCCCAGGGCUCCCUUCUCCCAACAGUUGCUGUGCCUCGGUUUCCCCGAAACGCAAGGAGCUGAUCUCAUCUGGGUUCCCUAUGUUUUCCUGGGGCUCUAAGUGGGCCACCCCAAGGGACCUCUGCCUACAAAGAGAGGAGUGACAGCCGUGGCGGAGUGGGGACAGGCUCCGAGGGCUCUGCCUCGAUGUUCCUCACCCCCACCCUGCUCACCCCUCUGUGCCUCAUGACAGCUGGUGUAGGGUCCUGUGGAGACCCAGGACCAAGAGGAUGUGGGGUGGGGGGAGAGAGAGGGAACGAGAUCUGUGUUAAGGAACUGGAUCAUGAGAUCACGGAGGCUGACAAACCCUGAGAUCUGCAGGGUGAGGCGGCAGGCCGGAGAUUGGAGAGCCAGCAGUUCAAGCCCCAAGGCAGGAAAUUCCACCUUUGGUUCUAUUCAGGCCUUCAACUGCUUGGGUGAGGCCCUCCACAGUAGCACACCUUAUCUGCCUCUUGACUCUUGUGCUAAUCCGGAAUCCCCUCACACACGCCCAGAACGACGUGUGACCAAUGCCUGGGCUCCCACGGCCCCGUUAAUCUGUAUUAAAAUUAACCAUCACAACA
This is a messenger RNA of Symphalangus syndactylus (siamang), 3718 nucleotides long. It is a transcript of the gene CBS, whose product is annotated as cystathionine beta-synthase. Gene Ontology annotation, molecular function: cystathionine beta-synthase activity. Gene Ontology annotation, cellular component: cytoplasm. NCBI's taxonomy places the organism in Eukaryota, Metazoa, Chordata, Mammalia, Primates, Hylobatidae. The record is from RefSeq and is a predicted model, not a curated record.